This is a messenger RNA of Priapulus caudatus, 2236 nucleotides long. Its product is annotated as translin-like. Bases 14 to 691 code for a protein of 225 amino acids. Gene Ontology annotation, molecular function: RNA binding; sequence-specific DNA binding; single-stranded DNA binding. Gene Ontology annotation, cellular component: cytoplasm; nucleus. Gene Ontology annotation, biological process: RNA metabolic process. The record is from RefSeq and is a predicted model, not a curated record. NCBI's taxonomy places the organism in Eukaryota, Metazoa, Priapulida, Priapulimorpha, Priapulimorphida, Priapulidae. The transcript is spliced from 3 exons.
ACGCGUGACAAGCAUGGAAGCCGCCAGAGUUACAGAAGUGUUUUGUGGGUUCCAAAAGUACAUCGACAGCGAACAGGACAAAAGAGAUGAGGUUAGGCAGUUGGUGAAGGAUUUGGAGCAAUCGGCCAGAGAAAUCUUGGCGGUCAUGCAGAUAAUUCACACCGAUGAGGGCCUCAAAACUAUAUCAAAAGUCUGUGAAAAGGCGAGACACCACUUCGAGACGGUGCGCGCGCAGUUUGCAGUGCUGGCGGCGUGCGUGCCGCCGUCCGAAUACUUCCGCUUCAACGACCACUGGCGCUUCGUCGUCCAGCGGCUCUCCUUUCUCGCAGCUCUCAUCGUUUACAUGGAAUCGGAGAUGCUGAUAACGAAGGAGGAAGCUGCAGCCAUUCUGGGCAUCAAGAGUUCGCGCGAGGCAGGUUUCCACCUCGACCUUGACGACUACCUCACGUCGACCUUGACGCUGGCCAGCGAGCUCUCCCGUCUCGCCGUGAACGCUGUCGUCGCCGGCGACUACUCACGGCCUGUCCGCGUCGCCUCGUUUGUCGGCGACCUCGCCAACGGCUUCCGUCUGCUCAACCUGAAGAACGACUCGCUGCGGAAGCGGUGCGACGCGCUAAAGUACGACGUCAAGAAAGUCGAGGAGGUCGUGUACGACCUGAGCAUCCGCGGCCUGCGCCCCGCCGACGCGUAGUUACCACGGUUACCGCCUCCUCACGGCCUCCGCGGAUUGAGGCGACACUAAAGUUGCCACAUUCGUGGGUUUAGGCGUAGCGUUAUUGUUAGCGUGGUUAUCACGUCCUCGCAGCAUCCGUGGAUCGACGCGGGGUAUCGCCACGGUUGCCGCAUCCUCAGUUGUUGCUGCAUCUUCCAGGCAUCUGCCGAUGCAGAGUCGCCAUGGUUACCGCAUCCUUCCGGUAUCUACCGAUGCGUAAUUGCUGUAGCUUAUCAGCAUCUGCCGACACGCAGUCGUCAUGGUUACCGCAUCCUUCCAGCAUCUACCGAUGCUUAGUUGCUGUAUAUUCCAAGCAUCUGCCGACAUGUAGUCGCCAUGCUUACCGCAUCCUCCCGGCAUCCGUCGACACGUAGUUACCAUGGUUACCGCAUCUUGCCGGCAUCUGCCGACGCGUAGUUACCUUUACUUCUCAGGAGCUGUCGCGUGAACACCGGCUUUCCUGAGCUAGUCGUCGAAACGGUCAGAGAGCAUUCCUAUUUUUGCCGCCACAUUUCGGUUUCGUUAGUUUCACAAACGUUGCGGGAUUGAAACAAAUGUUUUCAGUCCACGAGCGAGAACGAGUGGGACGUAUGCAUGUGGUCUGUGAUGCACUCAUUCCUGCAGCCACACUUUCAUGUUGUCUUUUUUUAGGUUGUUAGAUUUUCAUAUGGACAAGAGGAGUGCUAUUAUUGGGAAAAUAGUGAAUUAUAGAUGGCGAAAACAUUUCGCUGCAAGUGUAAUAUUGUUUAAAUCCGUUAUUGUGUAAUAGUUAGUGAUUUUGGGUGCAGAGGUUUCACGAAGAAUAAUUAAGCUCUGAGCAUUUUCUUUAUUCAUUAAAAUCAGAGCUUUUGUACACUAGCUCGGAGGUUUAGAGUAGUGAUAUCACUUUCGCAACACACACGCAAAUGCCAUUUGUGUUUAUACUCGAGCUGCCAAUUUUAAUUUUGCAAAAUGCGUGGAAUGCUCAUGCUGUGGGGGUCGUGUAAAGAUGUCUACUGACACCACGUAUCGACAAAAUAAUGGUGUAUACUGAAAGUUGUUCUUUACUUAUUGUAUGUUGUGAUUCUUCAUUUAUCGUUGUAUUAUUCAACACAUAGCGAUCACAGUAAUAUCAGAAGUGAAUUAUGAAAUAAACGUGAUUACCGAAUUUUUUUGCAACAAUCUACUUGGAUUUAUUCUAUAGCACUGGUAGAAGUUUGUCGAUUGGUAUACAUGUAUAUCAACACGGCCACAUAAACUAUGAAGUGAAUUAUGACAUCAUUGACUUACUCCUGAUAUUUAUUCUACUAGUGUAUUCAUGACGAUAUCACGAACUAUAUGUAAGGUACUUAUGUGUGGGCAUAUCAUGUUUGUAGCAAAAUCAUGUUCUGUAUUCGUGUACAUACAAGAAAGGAUGGACACUUCUGUGUCACCUUACGGACACCUUGAAAGAGUGAAGGCAACAUCUUUGUGUGUUCAUGCAAAAACUAUCUAUACAACAUUUCUAUUUCUGAAAAUAAACGUGAUUACCAAAUUUUUUGGCAA